AAUGAACAGUCAGACAAGCCUCUAGCGAUUUCCGUUUCAGUCAAAAUACUUUAGUAGCAAUUUAGCUCUUCAGCAGACAACAUGUUUUUGGAAUUAUUAUUGGGCUUAAUCGGUCUACUGUUUCUGUGGGACUAUUUAAAUAAAAAACAUCGCUAUGAAUUAUUGGAUAAAGCGGGUAUACCAGGUCCCAAGCCAUUGCCUAUUUUAGGCAACGCUUUGCGUAAUAGACAUGUUAAUAGUGAUAAUCUCAUUGAAUUUGCCCACGAAAAUAAAAGAAAAUAUGGUAAAAUUUAUCGCUUUUGGAUGCUGCAUCAAGUGAGUGUUAUUAUCUUGGAUCCGAAAUAUUUGGAAAUCAUCUUGAGCAGUCAACAAAUGAUUAAGAAAAGUAGUUUAUAUGAUUUUGUAGAGGGUUGGCUGGGUCGUGGUUUACUUUUGAGUUGGGGCAAGAAAUGGCAUUCGAGACGUAAGAUCAUAACGCCCACCUUCCACUUUAAGAUACUCGAACAGUUUGUGGAAAUUUUCGAUCAGCAAAGUGCUGUUAUGGUGAAGAAAUUGUAUGAGAAGGCUGAUGGUAAAACUGCAAUUGAUGUAUUUCCAGUGGUGUGUUUGUGUGCUUUGGAUAUUAUAGCGGAAACGGCCAUGGGUGUUAAAGUAAAUGCUCAAGAACAGCCGGGUCUAGAAUAUCCUCAAGCCAUAACCACACUCUCGCGGAUAAUGGCUAAUCGCUUCGUUAAACCCCUGCAAAGAACUGAUUUUCUAUUUCGUUUAACAGCACCCAAGGAAUAUCAAGAAGCUGAGCGUUGCAUCAAAGUUCUGCAUAAAUUCACAACAGAUGUUAUCGAACAAAGACGUGAGGCUCUCGAACAAAAGCUAAAGGAAAGUUCUGUGACAACUGAAGCAGAAGAUUCAGAAUUGAAUGCUAAAAAACGCAUGGCUUUAUUAGAUGUUUUAUUGCAAUCUACCGUCAAUGGUGCUCCUUUGACUAAUGAGGAUAUACGUGAAGAAGUUGAUACCUUUAUGUUUGAGGGUCAUGAUACCACUACUAGUGGCAUAUCAUUUGCUUUGUACUUAAUAGCUCGACAUCCGGAGGUGCAAACAAAACUUGUGGAGGAGAUCAAAGAAGUUAUGGGCAGCGACAAGAAUAAACCGGUAACAUAUCGUGAGCUGCAGGAUUUGAAAUAUAUGGAAUGUGUUAUAAAGGAAAGUCAACGUUUAUAUCCCUCAGUACCAGUUAUAGGCAGGGAAAUAACUGAGGACACACAAGUGGGUGAUAUAACUAUACCCGCUAACACCAAUUUAAGUUUAUCCUUAUUUAUGGUUUUACGUGAUUCCGAUUACUUCAGCGAUCCCGAUGACUUUAAACCGGAACGUUUUGAUAGUGUUGAGGGUGAAAAAAUCAAUCCCUUCGCCUAUACUCCUUUUUCGGCUGGGCCACGUAACUGUAUUGGCCAAAAGUUUGCCAUGUUGGAAAUGAAGAGUACUUUAUCGAAAAUGUUGCGUCAUUUUGAAUUACUGCCAUUGGGUCCUGAUGUUAAACCGGUAAUUAAUCUCAUUUUACGUUCUACCACCGGUAUGCAUGUUGGACUUAAACCCAGGGUUCUGUACAUGUUUAUAGAAUUAAUAUUGGGCCUGCUGGUGCUAAUCUUUGUGUGGGACUACCUUAACAAAAAACAUCGUAAUGUAGUAUUGGAAAAAUCGCAUAUACCGGGACCUAAAACAUUGCCUAUUAUAGGCAAUACACUGGAUGUAAGACAUGUUAAUAGUGAUAAUGUCAUUGAAUCUGUGCGGGAUUUUAAAAGAAAAUAUGGUAAAAUUUAUCGUUUUUGGGUGCUGCAUCAAUUAAGUGUUGUCAUAUUGGAUCCCAAAUAUUUGGAAGUGGUUCUUAGCAGUCAACAAAUGAUUAAGAAAAGUAGUUUAUAUGAUUUUCUAGUGGGUUGGUUGGGUCGUGGUUUACUCUUGAGUUGGGGCAAGAAAUGGCAUUCAAGACGUAAGAUUAUAACGCCCACAUUCCACUUUAAAAUUCUCGAACAAUUUGUUGAGAUUUUCGAUCAACAAAGUAGUAUUAUGGUCAAGAAAUUAUAUGGGAAAGCUGAUGGUAAAACUGAUAUUGAUAUAUUUCCGGUGGUGUGUUUGAGUGCUUUAGAUAUUAUAGCAGAAACCGCCAUGGGUGUCAAAGUAAAUGCACAAGAACAGCCUGGUCUAGAAUAUGUUCAAGCUAUAGCCAAUCUAUCCCGCAUAAUGGCCGAUCGUUUUGUUAUGCCUUCACAAAGAACCGAUUUUCUGUUUCGUUUAACUGCACCCAAGCAAUACGAGGAAUCAAAACGUUGUAUUAAAGUCUUGCACAAAUUCACAACAGAUGUAAUCGAACAAAGACGUUUGGCUCUGGAGCAGUCAAUUAAAGAUGGCACUUUUAAAAGUAAUAAAAUCAUUUUAGUUUAGAAAUUUUAUUUAAAAAUUCCUGAAUUUACAGAUGAAUCGGAGGAUUCUGAUUUGAAUACCAAAAAACGCAUGGCCUUAUUAGAUGUGUUAUUACAAUCUACCGUCAAUGGUGCUCCUCUAAGCAAUGAAGAUAUACGUGAAGAAGUUGAUACCUUUAUGUUUGAGGGUCAUGAUAACACUACUAGUGGCAUAUCAUUUACUUUAUAUCUUAUAGCCCGCCAUCCUGAGGUCCAAGCUAAACUGGUGGAGGAAAUCAAAAUAGUUUUAGGCACCGACAAAAAUAAACCGGUAACAUAUCGAGAUCUAGAAGAUUUGAAAUAUAUGGAAUUGGUUAUUAAGGAAAGUCAAAGAUUAUAUCCUUCGGUGCCAGCUAUAGGAAGGGAAAUAACCGAGGAUAUUAAAGUGGGCGAUAUUACCAUACCGGCUAACACUAAUGUAAAUAUACCUUUGUUUAUGGUUUUACGGGAUCCCGAUUACUUUACGCAUCCCAAUGAGUUCAUACCCGAACGUUUUGAAAGUGAUAGCAAUCAGAAAAUACAUCCUUUUGCUUAUACACCCUUCUCGGCUGGACCACGCAAUUGUAUAGGUCAAAAGUUUGCCAUAUUUGAAAUUAAAAGUACUGUUUCGAAAAUGUUGCGUCAUUUUGAAUUGCUGCCGUUGGGUCCAGAUGUUAGGCCAGUGAUUAAUCUUAUAUUACGUUCAACAACUGGUAUGCAUAUUGGUCUAAAACCCAGAGAUUUAGAAAAGUGA
Lucilia sericata (common green bottle fly) is the source of this 3189-nucleotide messenger RNA. RefSeq lists its product as uncharacterized. The record is from RefSeq and is a predicted model, not a curated record. Gene Ontology annotation, molecular function: iron ion binding; oxidoreductase activity, acting on paired donors, with incorporation or reduction of molecular oxygen; heme binding. The transcript has 11 exons. Lineage: Eukaryota; Metazoa; Arthropoda; Insecta; Diptera; Calliphoridae.